Molecule: messenger RNA, 4437 nt
Organism: Bactrocera latifrons
Lineage: Eukaryota; Metazoa; Arthropoda; Insecta; Diptera; Tephritidae
Product: microtubule-associated protein futsch-like
Exons: 11
Coding region: 60-4343 (1427 amino acids)
Biological process (GO): mitotic chromosome condensation
Cellular component (GO): condensin complex; cytoplasm; condensed chromosome
Source: RefSeq, a predicted model, not a curated record
GAAGGCGUCAGAAAAAGGACGACUUGAUUGCUUGUGUGCCAUUAGAUGAAGACGGCGAAAUGCAUCGUUUGGUGCCAUACGAAAAGCUGUCAAUGGAAAUUGCAUUAUACUGGCAAUGCUUGACCGAGUUUUUGCAAGCGGAAUUGGCAGAGGAGCACGAUUUAAUAGUGCCCGAAUUGAGCACAUUCUGUACAUAUGUGGAGAAAUUCUGCCACCAACAGAAACCGGAUAUGGACAAAUUCGAACUCAUGGAAUUUCAAUACAAGCUACUGUCACUCACUGAAAUGCUGUACACAUUCGAUUUGGGUGACGAGAUCGGUCGUGGUAAUCUGCAAAAACUGCUGGCAUAUCUGUUGAAAACAUUCCGUCUGGAUGAGAAAGUGAUAGAAAUGAUAGUGCGYUGCACGGAAAAUCUAAUAACUGAUCAAAAUGCGCGUAUACAAUUUAUUGUGGAAAUUGUACAAGAUAUAUGCGGUUUGAAUAAUAGGCAGAAUGAUCUAUUGCAUGAUCGCACGUUAAUUACCGAAUUAUUAGCGACCUCUUCGAAUGCCGAUUUAAAUUUGAAAUUAUCGUCACUGAAAGUGAAAAUUCUGGAUUUGGAAGAACAAGAAAUGGAUUUUGUAAAGCAAAAAGAUUAUAUGCGUGCGCAACAAACAACAGAAGAGAAGCUCGCCGCUACCGAAGAGUAUACAAAUUUACUGCAACCGCUACUGGAGAAUCAUCCCAAUGCUGAUGCGUUAAAGCGCCCGUUACAGUUGCGUAAAAUAUUGAAACCCGAGUGCAUAUUGAAAAGCUUGCAAAUUGCCUUCCACAUGGUAGUUUCGCCYAAAGUACGUUCGCUUAAUCCGAGCAUUUUGAAACUGUAUAAUGAUUUUAUAUGUCGCCAUCUUGCCUCGAAUCAAAUAGCCAUACGUGAUUGGGCGCUGAAAUGCGGUACUGCCUGCAGUAUGCUGUAUGAGGUGUUGGCUAAGGAUGUAUUCGAAGAGUUGUAUUCACAAUUUUUCAAAAAUCACAAUAUACGUAUAUGGGAGACCUCGAUAACGUGCAUUUUUGAGCUGCUGGACAGAUACGGUUUGGAUAAUUUUGCUAAACAAGAGUCGCAAAACAAAACGAAGAAAAGCGGCCGCCAGCUUUACAACACCUUGGAAUUUUUGGAUACCGAAGAUGAUUCCAAUGUGCUAAACGCCGGUCAGGGUGUGGACGUCAUCUACAUGAUGUCACAUUUUCUCGACACAUGCGAUGACACUUGCAUCGUUAGCGCCAUCAUUGUUGGCUUCUGCCGCCUCAUAUUGCGCGGCUACAUCAAGUCCAGCGAUAUCAUUGAGAAACUGCUGCUGCGUUAUUUUAAUCCCAGCACAGAUGCAAAUAUUAACCAAAUUUUGGGCGUUUUUCUGGAAAAUCUCAUACAGUGCAAACGGCACGGUCUGCUACAACCUUGCCUGCUGCCCAUGUUGACAACCGUGCUGAGUGCGCCUUAUGAGAAUCCACUGCACGAAAUACGGCCCGAAACCAUAACGCGCUUCAUCAUAGACUCCACACGACAGGAGAGUUCGCCCAUAACCGACGGCUGGAUACACAAUAAAAUCGCACAGACCAUCCUACAGGAGAUGCUGAAUAAUUUGACUAAUAAGGACUUGUGCAAACUCUUGGCCAAAGAACUGAUCACUCUCGAGUUGAGUGUCACGCAGAAUGAGCAGCUCAAGCGCGAAUUGAAAGAAACCGCCGAUAAGUUGAUAAAGGCUGAUCUUGAUCCGCGAAGUGUCAAGCUUAUCAUAGACUUCAAAGACCUGGUUGAUGGCACUUAUAAUCCAACACGCAAGUCUGCUGCAAUUGAUUCUGAGGGCGAAGAGGACAGCAACGAUGAAACGGAGAAUGACGCGACUAAUGACAACGACACAGCAGGCUCAAAUACUGCACGCGGCAAAACGGCGGUGAGCGAAAAGAUCGAUGAGCCAAUGCGACAACCGCCACCUGACGGCAACGAAAGUGCCGCCAACCUAACGGCGGACGUUAAUGCUGUUGCUGCGGCUGCCGAGGCUGUGCCAGAGGCCGUUACUUCUAGCGAAGAAAUGCCCACCGCUGCGUCGGAAGCGCCCACAGUCGCCCAGCAAGCAACCAACGAUGGCAGCAUAAUAACGAAAGAUAUCUCACCUUCGGCGCGUGUGCCGACCACAUAUGGACGCGAGAAUCGCGUGGGCCAUCGUUAUCUGCGCAAAUCGUUGAACUCAACACGCGGCCAAUCGGACAGCGAAGCGGGCGAUGGACCGCCACGCUCACCGAAGAUACGCAUUGAGGCACGCAUAGAUUCCGAUAAGAAAUCGGAGCAACAACCAGCACGUGAAGAGCACCAGGUGCGCAAUACGCGGGUUAGACGAAACCUACGUUAUGCCGAGAAGAAUACCGAGGCGCAGGAGGCAGUCGUUGAAACCGCCAAGGAUGCGACAAAAGUGCGUAAUAAACGACGUGCAAACCUUCCCACACUUGUUGUAGACGACGACACCGAUUCAAAUUCAAAAACCAACAGCAAUGCGGACGCUCAGAACCAUGCCACAACGACGCGCAACACCUCAAGUCCAGCUAAGCGGCAGACAAAGGAGAGCAGUAAACAGCACGCCGUGGAGCAGUCAGCGACGAAAACGGAUAAAGCAGAGAAAGCAAAAGAUGCGAACCCAGAGCAGUCUAAGGCGCAGCCAAAGGAGCAAGUGCGUACGCGCGCAAGAGAACAGGAAAAGGAGCGAACGCCGUCGGCGCUGCCAACAAGGCUGCAGUCGCGUGGCGCCACCAGAAGCGCCGCCAAAACCAACGACGCUGAAGAGCUCAAUACAUCCGAGGUCGUACCUGCUUCACCGCCGGCGGCGCUGUCACCGCGCACAAUCGUACGUCGUCAACGACGCGCCGGUGGUGGCGAUAUAUCCGUGGCAAAUCUAACGGACACACAACGUCGUGCAACACGAAGCCAAUCGGCGCAAUCGGCGCCAAAUCAAGACUCCGAAACUGCGGAAGACGAGGCUGGAGACCGAGCUGACAAUGCAAGCACCAGCAUCACUGCCAUCAGCUCCACCAAAGCCGCUACGCCAGCACGCGCUAGCCUAAAGCGAACCUUCUGCUCCACACCCAAGCUCACUGGCGCCACUUCUGCCAAAGAAAUAUCUACUUCACCUCGUUCGGAACCGCCGCUUUUAAAGYGUCUUCGUGCUGGCACGCCAGCUAAGCAACRGACACGGUCGCGCAGAGGCAACACUUCGUURCCGCCKAGCGAGCCAAUCGAAGAAAUUACAACAAAAGAAAGCAGCACCAAAGUGGUCCGACAAACACGCAGAAAAGGGCGACAGCGUUCGAUUUCGCUUUCAUUAACCAAGACGGAGAAAAAGGCUGAAGCGACGAGACGGUUCGCUGGCGCGAAACCGAGCAACUCAAGUGAUUUGAUGAAUUUGCCUAGAAACACCGACUCCGUUACGCGCACACGAUCCGCUACACGUGCCGCUUCSUUAACACGCRCCCAUGCCGCCGCGCUUCGUACACGAGCGGCUACGCGAUCGAGCCUUAAUAAUGGCGCAGAAGCUGGUGAUAAAUCUAUAACGCGUACAUCGUCCGCAACGCGCGYGGAGGCUAUCGAAACCAUAAAAUCCAAAACGCGUGUUGCUGAGGAUAAGUCCGACGAAAGUGCGCCGUGCGCUGAAGUGAUUACCGAUAUUGCUACCGUAACGAGCGCGGUAACAGACGCGGCGGCUGUUUCAAAAAAGCACGCCRAUUCCUCAAGUGCCGACGAUGAGCACGACAGCGCGCCGAAGGAAAAACGGCGCAAAAGCGACAAUAAUAAAAGUGGCGGCAGCGGCAUGUUGAUGCUUCGUCGCAUAUCGAUAAGUGCCGGUCAAUUGGRCGAUGCCGGCGACACUAGUGAGAAUGAAGCCGCUAGUAAAGUUCCGCAGCGUAGGCGUUCAUUGCGCGACAAAAGCGSCGCUGAUUCAGGUAAGGACGCGCCAACAACGGCUGCAAGUAAAGCACAGCAACAACGCAGUAAGAUACCAGUACGCGCUUCAAAAAGCAACGUUAUGAAGACACGUCAUGCCGCUCAUCAAGUCGCCUCGUCGCUGGUACUGGCACCGAAAGCGGUCGAGUCCAACUCGAGCAGCGGUAGUGGCAGUUCCAGCACAGAAGAAGCUAUGAGAACUUUGGGCGCCGUUCUAWUGCGCAAGCGCGCGCUCACCACCAAAGCGACACGCAUCAACCUGGCGCAGCGCACCAAGGGCAAUCCAGUGCCGAUGGAGCUGGCGCGUCCGACGCGUUUACGCGYGCCCGCCAGCAGUUUACCGGCGCCGAAUUUGAGGUCGAAGAGGCGUUAAGCAUUACUAAAUUACACACAGCCACUUACACAUACACAUUCAUUGGCUAGCUAGCAUAAUUUUUAUAUUUUCUACACUUUCCUUAUACAUUGUA